AUGGCUGUGGACUUUGAGGACCCCAAGAGUGGUUUCCGUCACUGGGAAGUGGUUCUGUUCAUCAAUGAAGAGGUAACAAGGAAUGGCGGUGGCCCUGGCUUCUACCUGACCUUCAUUUCACGGCCCUGGAAGGAUAUCGAAGAUGGCCUGAAGUCUAUCGUGGCUGAUGCCCACGUACCGUGCACAGUCAAGCGGGCAUGCGCCUGGAGUGCUCUGGCCCUAGGAGUGAGGGUGGCUACCAGGCAACGAGAAAAGCAGACGCGAAGAGUUCAACAGCUGAACGGUCAGGUCAAAGAGCAUGAGGCAGCCACGUGGACUUUGGCAACAGACCUCCAAAGGCUGCGUGAUGAACGCGACGAAGUGAUCUCCGAGCUUCAAAGUGCAAGAGACAACUUGAAGCAAGUACUACGGGAGCGUAAUAUGCUGCAGAGGAGACUAGUUGAGUUUAAGCUCUCCGAGCAGCAACUCCUUGCUGAGUCACAAGAUGCUGAUUAUCCAGGUACUCCGCCAUGGCCUUCAUUUGUCAAAAAACCUACAGAAGCUGUUGAUCCAGGCUUGCAGAAUGGGCAGUAUGCAGCGUCCCGGAAGAAAGCACAAAUGGCAUCUACCAAAGGUUUACCAAGAUCCCCUCCCUAG
Psammomys obesus (fat sand rat) is the source of this 636-nucleotide messenger RNA. RefSeq names its product testis-expressed protein 13C-1-like. The transcript has a single exon. The coding region runs from base 1 to 636 and encodes 211 amino acids. The record is from RefSeq and is a predicted model, not a curated record. NCBI's taxonomy places the organism in Eukaryota, Metazoa, Chordata, Mammalia, Rodentia, Muridae.